GAGAAAAGCCACCCCCCCUCCAUAGAUCCAACAGUGGACAGGCAGGAUACGGAUGCAAGCUCUCCCUCCCACUCUGUUGCAUCCAUCCAUUAUCUUAUCCCUUCAUCCAUCCAUCUCUUCAUCCACCCAUUCAUUCCCAAGGGCGUCACAAGGGGUGACAAGACCCGACUUGAAGGCGCCUAUGUAUGCGUGUGAAUGCUUGAGUCCUCCGUGUAUGUCUAUGUAUGUGCGUAUCUAGUCUGCCUGUGGACCCGCUGAGAUGACGAGCUGAAACAGAACCGACAGAAGGAUGAAAAUGCUCCGGUUUCGCAGCCCCAGCAUCCGCUCCUUGGACCAGGAGGUCCUCUGCACGAUCCGUUUACUGGACGACUCCGAGGUCUCCUGCAGCAUCCAGAGAGACACCAAAGGCCAGUUCCUGUUGGACCAUGUGUGUAACCACUACAACCUACUUGAGAAAGACUACUUUGGUAUUCGAUAUGUGGACCCCGAGAAACAGAGGCACUGGCUGGAGCCCAAUAAACCCGUGGUGAGGCAGAUGAAGUCUCAGCAGCCGUACACAAUGUGUUUCCGGGUCAAGUUUUAUCCCCACGAGCCUAUGAAAAUCAAGGAGGAGCUCACCAGGUAUCUCCUGUACCUCCAGUUAAAGAGAGACAUCUACCAUGGUCGUCUCCUCUGUCCAUUUGCUGAAGCUGCAUAUCUGGGAGCCUGCAUCAUACAGGCUGAGCUCGGGGACUACGACCCAGAGGAGCACCCGUCAGACUACAUCAGGGACUUCAAGCUGUUCCCUAAACAAUCCCUCAAACUGGAGAGGAAGAUUAUGGAAAUACACAAGAACGAGCUCAGGGGCCAGUGUGCUGCCUUUGCAGAGCUGAACAUGCUUCAAAAAGCUCACAGCCUUGAGACUUAUGGAGUUGACCCCCACCCAUGCAAGGAUUUCACAGGCUCCACAGCUUUUCUCGGGUUCACAGCCACAGGGUUUGUGGUCUUCCAGGGAAACAAGAGAAUCCACCUCCUAAAAUGGGCUGAUGUUAGCAAGCUGAAGUUUGAAGGGAAAACAUUUUACGUCAUCGGGAUUCAGAAAGAGAAGAAGCUGGUGUUGACAUUUCACACAUCGACCCCUGCUGCGUGUAAGCACUUAUGGAAGUGUGGGUGGAGAACCAAGCCUUUUACAGUGUGUGCCAAGUCAAGUCAGAUAAAGACAGUUUCCAGCAGUAACAUCUUCUUCAAAGGCAGCAGGUUCAGAUACAGCGGAAGAGUAGCCAAAGAGGUGAUAGAAGCCAGCUCAAAGAUUCAGAGAGAGCCACCUGAAGUGUGCAGAGUCCAGUUUGGUCACAGUCGAAGUUUUAACUCGCUGAGCCAUAAAAAUCUCAUCAUGAACAUGGAACCACUGGUCCCCGCACUGCCCUCCACCAACGAAUACGAAGAGACGGCCACAGACAAUGGUGUUGUUUCUGUGAAGGACUCUGUCCCCUUGUCUCCUUUUAAACCUUCAGCUGCACCUGCAGACACAGAGCAACAAAGUAAUGAAGGAGGAAACUCUGCUUUAGGCAACAACAUGCAGCCUCCCCGUGUUUCCAUGGAAACCUCAAAUCUCCGACCUCAGUCACCAAAAACUAAAGAGGAAGUGGAGGAAGACGACGAGGCCAGCGGCCCACUCACCAUUUCUGAGCUUGUCUACAGCCCUUGUGCCAGCAUGCUACCCACCCCUGUGGAUGACAGUCAGGGAGGUGUCGACUUGCUUUUCUCUUCUUCGGUCCAAAGCCCCGCCAGGCUGCUGAGGGAGCUCCAUGCCGACCCCGACAUCCAGGCCCAGCUGGAGGCAGAGAGGGAGCGAGACCGGGCCUACGAACGCACCCGACUGGCUGCGAGUAGUCGAAUGGGUGGAGUCCUGACCAGCAGCCUGCUCCUGCUGUCGUCCAAUGAGAGAGUCAACGCAUGUUUGCUGAGUGUGGCCCGCUUUGUUGCCGUGGUAAUGGGCGUCCUGCUUGUCACUGUGCCCACACUGCUGCUACUGCUGGAGUCCGACAUCGACGUGUCGUUCCUCCACGAGAUCCGCCAGACGCCGGAAUUUGAGCAGUUUCACUAUGAGUAUUACUGCCCGCUCCGGCGCUGGAUCCUGUGUAGGAUCAGCAUGGCCAUGGAGAACCUGUGGUCAGACUGAGGAGGGGAAGGAGAGAUAGAGGAGUCACUGCAGGGGGGAAUAUGCCUGUCUUAUGCCAAAUGUCUGUCUUAACAUAUCAUUUAAUCUUAUAUUCAAUCUCAACAAUUGGUGAGACUAAAGAACCAGUCUGCCAAUGGGAUGAAAUUAGUUCACUUGGAGAGCAGGUGCAAUGGAUCAAUGGAGGGCUCACACAAAAGCUGUACGAGGCAUUGUUAAAGAUGCCUGAGAUGGAAAUGCUGUCAGAUAUCUUUGUACACUAUUUUUGAUUGAAUUAAACUGAAACAAGUAGACCAGUUUCAUUUCUUUGGCAGCAUUAUUUAGUGUCUUGAAGAAAAAAGACAGAUAAGUGAGAAAUAAGAUUUUAAUAAUAGGAUCCAAUCACUUGUUAAGAAGACACUUUUGGCAGGCAGUGAUGAACUGAACAGAAAGAGGACAAGAAAUACUGUAGGUGUUCGAGGAAGAACCUGUGGAAGGGAGAGAUCAUGAAAAUAAAAAAACAAGUGAAGUCAUGGACAGAGAAAAUGUCACAAAAGGAUUUAGAAAAGAAAAAAGUGGUUGGUUUUAUUUUAAAAGAAGUUUUAAAGGUCUGUUCACUCCUGAUGCUGACUAGCUGAUGCAAUGACUCUUUGGUAAACAUCGCAAACCAUUCUGAUUGGUUCUCGCCCUCAGAGUGGAGCACCUGAUUGGUCACAGAGCCUGUCAGUCAUGACGGAGUCGGUGGAGACAGAAGAAGAAAUGAUUGAUUUGCCACUGAAUGCAACAAUAGCCACAGUCAGAGGUUCAUUAUAUAUAUUUAAAAACAAGAGAGAAAUAUUGAUAGUAAAAACCAAUCUUAAAUAAGUUGUUUUUAACGUUUUGUACAUUUUUAUGUGAUCCAGAUCUUUCAGGAAUUUUUCAGUCAGAGGAUCUACUUUGAUCUUAUUUUGAAAUUAAGAGUUUACAAAAGAUUACAAAAAAAAAGCAAAUUUAUUGAAGUUUAUUGGGGUAAUGGGUGUUGAGAAAUUUAAGAUAUUUUUUAGGACUACCGUCAGCAUUGUUGACUCGGUAGCACCCUGGGUUUUUCCUACAGAGACUAUAGCACAAAUCUUUUACACAGACCACAGAUUACAACUGUUUCAGAUUAUGUGAUGUCAUUUAGGAAACAGAAGGGCAGCAGAGGAGAGAAGCGUUGGUCUGUUUGUGAUGAUAAAACUUGUGUUUUGUUGAACUAAAAAAAUGUCUUCUGAACUAAAUGUUUGCUCAUUAAUUAAGGCUACUAGUGCAUCGUUCAGUGUGUUUUAAAAGAGUUUUAACAUAAAACAUAUAUAUAAAUGAUUAAGGAAGAAGAGGUUACUUGUGGGCCUUUGGUUAAAAGUUACUGUGGUAAUGGUGGGUAAAACCGUUUUGUGUAAUUUGUUAAUGGACAGUGUGCUACUUUUGGGAGAGCUCUGUAUAUGUUUCAGAGGUAUAUGAAGUGAUAGGAUGGUACAUUCAAAAUGCCCAAAGGAACAGGUGUGUGUACUCCAACUACACUGCUGCUACGUGACACAUGGUAGGACAAGUAAUGCGUUUAAUGGUUAUCUCUCAUACUGGUCUUUCUCUGGUUACAUGUUGAUCAGACCGAACAAACAUGGUACAGUAGGAGUACAGUUGCAGGUAUUUAUCUUCAGCAUUUUAGUAAGUAAUUCAAACUAGAAAUGAUAUGUAGCCAUUUCUAAGAAUAUAUGUGGUAACAUCAUAUUGAGCAUCCUGUGUUAAUCAUUUAGAUGACUACAACUGUUAGUAUAUAUGACAGUAUAUCCUCAUUUUAAUAUCAGUGACCAACAAGACAGAGUUAUCAGUAAUUAUAUAGAGGUGGAAGAUGUUUAAAAGGGAAGUUGUUGGUUUAAGUAGAUAUAAAGCUGUGUUUAUGGACGUUCACUGCUCAUAUGGUUGGGGUUCCCCAAAAUGUCUUGAGCUGUGGAGUCAAAGAUGACAAAUAACAAGGGUAAAACCGAGAGGCGAUGCAAAAAAAUAUGUGGUACAGAAAAACAGAACAAGGAAUUAACUGUAGGUUGUGACCAUAGACUGUAUAUUAUUGAUUUAUUUAAUAUUAACGGUCUAUGGUUUUGACUUAAUGCUGGGGGUUUAUUUGUUGCGAAUUGUGUUGGUCUUUGUAAUUCAGUAUAUGAUCUUGUGUAUUUGUUAUCCUCAUUUGACUAAAGACUAAAUCAGUCACCUGUAGAUCUGAUGAGAAGGCACUUUUGGGAACACACAGCCAUCCCCCCGUGAACGUUCAUCAUACAGACAGUGCCUGUCAUUUACAGUAUCGUGCAUAGAGCUGAGAACAGAGAGCUACAGCGAUGAGCAGAUGAAUU
Etheostoma spectabile (orangethroat darter) is the source of this 4497-nucleotide messenger RNA. It is a transcript of the gene frmd3, whose product is annotated as FERM domain containing 3. Gene Ontology annotation, cellular component: cytoskeleton. The transcript has 15 exons. The record is from RefSeq and is a predicted model, not a curated record. NCBI's taxonomy places the organism in Eukaryota, Metazoa, Chordata, Actinopteri, Perciformes, Percidae. Gene Ontology annotation, molecular function: cytoskeletal protein binding. The coding region runs from base 290 to 2161 and encodes 623 amino acids. Gene Ontology annotation, biological process: actomyosin structure organization.